Molecule: messenger RNA, 192 nt
Organism: Purpureocillium lilacinum
Lineage: Eukaryota; Fungi; Ascomycota; Sordariomycetes; Hypocreales; Ophiocordycipitaceae
Source: RefSeq, a predicted model, not a curated record
AUGGAGUCCAGCUCCAGGAUAUCAUCCUCUUGCUAUUUCCCGAUUCAAACCGGCAACGAAUCGAGAGUCGAGACUGGCGCCAGCUUGAUGCCUCGUCCUUACCAAGCCAAGGCCUCGUCUGCCCGGAAUCGACAAUCCGGGGCCUCGAGACCUAAUGCCGGGAGAUACCUACAGUCACAGUUAUUUGUAUAA